Neoarius graeffei (lesser salmon catfish) is the source of this 4497-nucleotide messenger RNA. RefSeq names its product heat shock protein, alpha-crystallin-related, b6 (gene hspb6). The record is from RefSeq and is a predicted model, not a curated record. Lineage: Eukaryota; Metazoa; Chordata; Actinopteri; Siluriformes; Ariidae. Gene Ontology annotation, biological process: response to heat; protein refolding. The transcript has 4 exons. Bases 3567 to 4022 code for a protein of 151 amino acids. Gene Ontology annotation, molecular function: protein folding chaperone.
UAUGCUUUCAAAUGUCACAGCAUGUGUUGCUAACAGAUCUCUUUACGUCGGAUGAUUUUAUCGGCCCAGGAAGAUGUCCUUAACUUUAGGCGAUGUUCCAGUAAUUACAUAACCGGUACCAAGUAAAGUUACAAAUUGAGAAAUCUGUGCUCUGUCAGGAAUCUUGAGCGGUUUCACGUAUCACGGAAGACCUAAAGAGGUAAGGACUUUUUCUGGUCAUGUAUACUUUUCAAACAGUCAUACUGAGCUGUUCCCAAUGCUUUUAACUUAUUUAUAGUCCAGAGCAGUAAAGUGGCCUGUUGUCACUAUCCAUGUGUGUGCAAUCAACUCCGAGCCAACCUAAUUCCAACUGAAAAGUUCAUACCUUUCAUUACCUGAACCUGCUGUUCUCCCGUGAUCAUGUUUCCCCUUUGUGUAAGUCUAAUUGUUUUAUUUUUAGUUAUUUCAUGACCUGCUUCAGGAUAAUAGACAACUAUUGUAUGACCCAUAAUGGAAAACUGUUUAGAUGGUCAGUGUUAUUCAUUGCACUAGACUGACGCCCUAUUCACUGAUGGUCACUGGUACAAAAAACAAAAACAGGCCCGUCAGGAAGCUAAUAACUUAUGACAAUAGCCCUGAAGUGUUCUCUACUUGCAGCGAUGCCAACUGGCCAUUUCACUGGGCGCAUCUCGCAUUUAAAUAAUUUUGGUUGCCAUUGAGUGGUAUAUCAGAUAUAUUCCAUUCAGCUAGCAAGAUAUUGAACGAGUCCAAGAUGAGUCGAUAUCAUGCUACCUGAAUGGAAUAUAUCUGAUAUACCAUGAAAAAAGCCAUUAUUAUAAUACAUACACGUUCCUUCCGGGUGUUCAACACAUCUUUCUCUUUCAACAUUCUCUCAAAAUCUUGCGUAUUUAACGAUGCAAUCCUGGCAGCCAUGUUUGUUUCCAAAUUGUCACAGUCGCUCACUAGCAUGGAAGUUUUACGUCUCUGAUAUAUGACAUCAUAUUGUCUUGACAACCAUGCAAUAUUGUAAACCAUAUUCAAUGCUCAUUCUCCAUUGGGUAGAGUGACGUAAUACGUAUAGGAUAAGCAAUAUGCUAACAAUAUUUCAUGCUAUCAAACCAAAUGAAUGAAACCCGCUAGAAGGGAAUAGAACACGUUUUUAUUCCAUUGAAAAAGCGUCCUGCAUGUAUAAUAUCAAUGAUGUUCUUUUUCCAGUUAGAUGGUCAUGUAGGUACCGGACCAUUAAAUGUAGUUAUAAAGCAACACUGUUGAAAUCUUGAAUCUAACUGGUUACAAGGUGUUGAUUAAUUUUAUUUAACGGGUCUGACAGUAGUUCUGGUUACAAUUCCAGUCAUAGGUCUGCACUUUGUAACAGUCAGUAGAUUUUCCAUUACAGAUCAGAGGAGUUACACGUUCCAGUUUAUCAGUAACAUAUUUUUAAAUAUACUGCUUUUUUUUAAAUUAACUCCAAGAAUGGAAAAAAGAGAGGCUGGUGAGGGAAUGACUGUUUAUAAGUUAUAAUCUAACUGGUAACACAAAUGAUGUCUCACAGAUGUUCCACAACAUUAAAUGGACCCUAAGCAAGAAAUGGUUAAAAAGCACAAUGUGCUAAUCUUUAAUAAAUUAAAUAUUGUUAUUGCUGGCAAACUGAUGAAUAAAAUAAAAGGAAUAAAAUUCUUUGGGACAUGCUACAAAAUAGUUUACUUUCGUUAAGUGUUUUGAUUAGCUCAUCCAGCCGACAGGCGAUGAGAUGUCAUCAUGUGUUGUUUGUCGUACAGCCGGCAUUGUCCACAUUUCACGAAAAUCGCUCCUUCUCUCUCAAUUCUUCACCGAUUUUUGUUCUUUUUGGCUGGAAGGUAGGGGUACCUAGGGUUCUUGUAACUUCUAUCCAGAUUUGCUUAAUUACAAUUAAUGAAGUUAUGGACUAAUUAAGCCUUAAUGAGCAAUUCAACAAAAAUUGCUUCUUCUCAGCCAAUUCGUCGUCAUUUGGAUUAUUUCUGGUAAAUAGGUAGGGAUUCCUAGGAUGUAUAUAACUUCUAUAUACAGUAUAUAUAGCUUGCAACGUUUAUUACACAAGGUGGCCCACUUUAGACGGGGCCGGAGUGAGCUAUGCCGUCACUGACGGUCUCAUUUUCCUGUUGCUUUUUUUCAGCUGUAACUAAUAAAACAUAAUAAUUUGCACUAUAUGACCGGCCGUUUCUGGAUCCCUACCUAUCACACCUAUAUGUGCUUACUGAACAUCCCAUUCCAGAUGUAGUUCCCCUUUGCUGUUAUUAUAACCGCCACUCUUCUGCGAAGGCUUUCCAUUAGGUUCUGGAGUAUGGAUUUGGGGUUACAAGUAAAGAAAAAUAAGUAAUGGCAACGUGAAUUUUGAAAAAAAAAUUGCAGAAAAUACUUGUACACUUAAAUGAGGUGGUUUUUCAUACAACUCAACAAAAACAAUUUCACAAAAUUGACAUGGAAACACUUUUUUUUGCAUUUAAGUCAUGGCUAUUGUGGUGGAUGCAGUGAAAAUCACUGUAUCGGCACUUAGCAGGUCUUGGAGAUCUGUCGGCAUGUUUAAUUGGAAUGAUUGUGGUGAGAGGAGAAAAUCCAGCAUUAAUUGCAUAACAUCACUCAGUGGAAGUGCAGACCAUUCGCGAUUGUGUUUUGUUGACUUAAAAAAAAAACACUUCUAUUUUGCACAAUGGAACCUGCUUACUGAUGGAGAAAGAGUCAUCCUUGGAUAUAGUCAGUGUUUCACUUCAUCCCGAAGGUGUUCAGUGGGUUGUGCUCUGUGAGGGACAUUCAAGUUCUUCCACACCAAGUCUUCAUGGAGUGUGCUUUGUGCACAGGAGCAUUGUCAUGCUGGAACAUGUUACAGUAAAGGGAAUUCUUAAUGCUACAGCAUUCAGAGACGUCCUAUGUUCCUGCAAUGUUGUGGCAUCAGUUUGAAGAAGAACCAAAGAUUCCUGUAAGGGUCAGGCGUCCACAAGAUGUUGGCUAUGUUGUGUAUCUUCUGUUGGAUUAUUGAUUUAUCUUCUCGGUUUACAUAAAAAGUCAGGAUCUGAUUAAAAGUCAAGCACCUAUUUUUAUGGAGGAUUAAACUAAAAAAAGUCCAUUUUUGAUACGGACAUAGGCACUUCCUUCAUUUAAAAGUUUGGCAUUUCUUUAAUUUCUUUCUAGCUGUAAGUAGGCUAAAUUGGACUAAAUAAAUAAGCUAUGUAUCCUUCAAAAAUAUUUAUAUCCUUUCAAAAUCCUGGGAAUGCUUAAUAUCUAAGAUAAAGUGCAGCUACCAAAUCAAUCUGCUUACAUAAUCAGGAGAUCACAUGCUACAUAAAGGGGUGCAAAAGCUCUGUGUGGGAGAGUUACAGGGAGGAGACGAGAGAGAAGUAAACUAUCUAGAGAGGAGUCUCUCCACUAUCCGCUGCUAUAAUAAUAAUAAUAAUAAUAAUAGAGAAUAGCAGAUAUAUUUCACAGGUAAGUCCAAAUGUGUCUGCAUUUUGAACGGGAAAGACAUAUGAAUCUGUGGCUCCAUGACUUAAAAAAAAAAAAGACUGUCAAAUACGAAUCUGUUUCUGGAAGACAUCUGUGAAAGAGGUUGAAGGAUGGAUUUUGACUUGCCUCCCACCAUACCUGUGAGCGGGAUCCCCUGGGAAAGAGUUCUUUCACCCCUGCUGCCUCGCCUCGGGGGCACUUUCGGAUCUUACUCAUGGACUCCAGCAGAGCUGCUGAUCCCGGUUAAAGAGCACACAGGAGCUGCACAGGUUGUUUGCGACCAAAAUGGAUUCACUGUGCAACUGAAUGUGAAACACUUCACUCCUGAGGAGCUGAUGGUCAAAGUCUCAGGCGACUAUGUUGUGGUAGAUGGAAAGCACGAACAGAAAAAGGACGGAUCUGGACUCGUGACUCGACAGUUUAACCGAAGGUACCGCAUUCCAAACGAAGUGGACGCCAUGAAACUGGAGUGCGCAGUGUCACCAGAGGGAGUGCUCAUCAUUUCUGCCCCCUUGCUGAAGGUUGAAAAGGACAAAUCACCAACACACUCAGGACCAGGAGUGUAAAGAAACUCCACGGGUGUUGACAAGGAGACAAGUCAACAGAUGGACUUUUUAAUAACGUAAUUCUGUCCCAAGAUGUAUUUCGAUCACUCCCAAAAGGAUGAACAUCAGGAGAAACAGACCAACCUUCCUCUUGCAUGGAAGCUAUUGGCCAUUUCCAAACGCCAAUUCCAAACAUACUUGAUACCAAGCCAAACACCACAUCAUUAAUCCUUUUUGUUACCUGAUCCGAAUUCAGAAUCCAUCUCCAAUUUUCCAGCAUGAUGUUCAAAACAUUGAGGUUGUGGUUUGAUACCAGUUGCACAUGAUGGACUUAUCAGUCUCACAAGUAACCAAAUUGUUAUUAUUGUGCUCAUGAUUGUACAUAUUCCUUAAUAAUGGUGUUUUAUAAGUGUUAAGUACGAGUUAUGAUAUUCUACGCACUAAUUUAACUGCUGAAUUAUCAUGAAGUCUUCAAAUAAAUAUUUUUCCAAAAUGA